GGGAGCGUACAUCUCCUUUCCCCUCACCGGGCUUCACUGGUUUCUAACCACGGCCGCUCUUGGUGAGGAAACUCUGGCCUCCGCUUCCUCCUCCUCCGACUCGGACACCGGCGGAGCGUCGCCGCCCCCGCGGAAGAAACACCGAGCCUCGGCGGCGGAGGGAGCAGGAGAGCCCGGGGCUUCAACUGGAACAGUGGGCCUUUCUGCAGUUGUUUUAGGACUCUCAUCCUCGACACAUCCUCAGGCAUCCUCAGCCAUUUACUUUAACCGAAACAUCGUCAAUAAUCCCGGCACAAACAUGCAGUCCAAUGGAUCAGGACAGGGACAGGACUCGGAUCUUUCCUGCUUGAACAACGCACAGAACGGGGAGUCCUCCUCGGCCGGUGGAGCGCACUCCAACGGGCUUAUUUCCAGCACAAACAAUGGGGACAGCAGCGGUACCAGUAGCGUAUCUGCGACUGGACCGGGCUCUGGGAGCUCAACGGCCACGGGUUCGGACGUGGGCUCCAUAAAGAAAAAGAAACGUCUAACGCAAUAUGAGGAAGAUGUAAUCAGACUCAUAGGGCAACAUCUCCACGGGUUAGGGCUCAAUCAGACAGUGGACCUGUUGAUGCAGGAAUCAGGCUGCCGACUGGAACACCCCUCAGCAACCAAGUUCCGCAACCACAUCAUGGAGGGAGAGUGGGACAAGGCUGAAAAUGAUUUGAAUGAGCUGAAAGCAUUGAUGCACUCUCCCAACGCCAUUGUGAGGAUGAAGUUUCUGCUUCUGCAGCAGAAGUAUCUGGAGUUCCUUGAGGACGGGAAGGUCCUGGAGGCUCUUCAGGUGCUGCGUGGCGAGCUCACCCCCCUCAAGUACAACACAGACCGCAUACACGUCCUCAGCGGGUACCUGAUGUGCAGUCAUGCGGAGGACCUGCGAGCCAAAGCAGAGUGGGAGGGCAAAGGAGCCGCCUCGCGAUGCAGACUAUUGGACAAGCUACAGACGUUCCUGCCCCCGUCGGUGAUGCUCCCUCCGCGCCGGCUCCAGACUCUGCUGAGGCAGGCGGUGGAGCAGCAGAGAGAUCGCUGCCUCUACCACAACACACGCCUGGACUCCAGCCUCGACUCUGUAUCCCUGCUACUGGACCACGUCUGCAGCAGGAAGCAGUUCCCUUGUUACACACAGCAAAUCCUGACAGAGCACUGUAACGAGGUUUGGUUCUGCAAGUUCUCCAACGACGGCACCAAAUUGGCCACCGGUUCCAAAGACACCACAGUCAUCAUAUGGGAGGUGGAACCGGACACCCAGCAGUUGAAGCUGCUGAAGACCCUUGAGGGCCAUGCCUACGGGGUGUCCUACCUGGCCUGGAGCCCUGACGACGCCUACCUGGUGGCCUGUGGACCAGACGACUGCGCUGAGCUCUGGCUCUGGAACGUACAGACUGGGGAGUUGCGCACUAAGAUGACCCAGUCACAUGAGGACAGCCUCACCAGCGUGGCCUGGAACCCGGACGGCAAGCGCUUCGUCACCGGGGGGCAGAGGGGACAGUUCUACCAGUGUGAUCUGGACGGUAACUUGCUAGACUCCUGGGAGGGCGUGCGAGUGCAGUGUCUCUGGUGUCUGAUGGAUGGCAAGACCGUUCUGGCCUCAGACACACACCAGCGUAUCCGAGGGUACAACUUUGAGGACCUCACAGACAGAAACAUUGUCCAAGAGGACCACCCCAUAAUGUCGUUCACUGUGUCGAGAAAUGGGAGGUUAGCGCUUUUAAACGUAGCAACUCAGGGAGUGCACCUGUGGGACCUGCAUGACCGUGUGUUGGUGAGGAAGUACCAGGGGGUCACUCAGGGCUUCUACACCAUACACUCCUGCUUCGGAGGACACAACGAAGACUUUAUCGCCAGCGGCAGCGAAGACCAUAAAGUGUACAUCUGGCAUCGGCGUGGUGAGCUGCCCAUAGCGGAGCUGACGGGCCACACUCGCACAGUGAACUGUGUGAGCUGGAACCCCGCCCACCCCGGCCUAUUGGCCAGCGCCUCCGACGACGGAACUGUACGCAUCUGGGGACCUGCCCCCUUCCAGGACGGACAGCUCGACUCUCUCCACGAAAGCUGCAGUGGGAUGGACAGUUGAUGUUGACUGGACCGGCUGCUGUCUACGGAACCCACACCGAAACAAAAACAAUCAGAAUGGAACAGAGGCGUGAUUCGUCACAUCACCAUAGCAACCUGACCCACGUAGGAGCCAGGCAACUGGAGGAGAGAGGAGGGGCCUGGAGCUGUCACUCAAGCCGAGGGGGUGGGGCCUAGGACCUGAGAAGAGUUUCCUGGACUAACCCUCCCUGCCAGUCAUGCGUGCGCGCACACACACACACACACACACACACACACACACACACACACACACAUACACACAUACACACACACACACGCUCAUGUACAUCCAACAUGCACUCAAACACACAUACACCCACAGAGGUGGAGUACAGGGGGGUGGGCUGCUUUGGUGGGAGGUCAAGUUAGUUAUUAAGUCUUGAGGUUGGCAAGUACAGUAUGGGCAACUCGUCUCGCCUACCCAUGCCCAUCCCUCCACCAGUCCACGUGGGAAGAUAUCUGCACAAGCGUGUGUGUGUGCGUGUGCGUGUGCGUGUGUGUGUGUGUGUCUGUGUGUGUGUGUGUGAGAGAGAGAGAGAGCGAGCGAGAGAGAGAGAGCGAGAAAGAUGGUCAGACUGCAUUGGUGUUUGUGUGUGUGUGUGUGUGUGUGUGUGUGUGUGUGUGUGUGUGUGUGUGUGUGUGUGUGUGUGUGUGUGUGUGUGUGUGUGUGAGAGAGUUGAUGUGUUCUUCCUUUUCAUACCAGCGAGCGUGUGUGUGUGUCUGUGUGUGUGUGUCUGUCUGUUGAAUACGAGUGAAUAUGAGUUUUUAGCUGCGCUAUAAGUUAGUCUCUUUGCAAAUUUCACCUCACACUGCCACACCAAAAAAACAACCAAAAGGUCCAUCAGUAAAGCCAGAUAGAGUACUCUUCACACACACACACACACACACACACACACACACACACACACACACACACACACACACACACCGAUCAUCUGGGAAGGCUCUGCAGGUGCUGGUUAGGCCCCUCCCUUCCAUUGUUAAGCCCCGCCCAUGGCCCAACCCCCUGGCUACGCGCUCUGGACUGACUGACGUUCGUGUUUAAAGACUUUCUGUCGGUUUUUAUGAGAUUUUUUGUUACUUUUGUUUUAGUUUUUUUUUUCUUCCACAUGAUAUCUUUUUUUCAUUUUGGUUGACCUCCUCCUGUAUUACCCUAUUAAAAUAUAACCAGCCAAUGA
Messenger RNA from Engraulis encrasicolus (European anchovy), 3311 nucleotides. RefSeq names its product WD repeat-containing protein 26. NCBI's taxonomy places the organism in Eukaryota, Metazoa, Chordata, Actinopteri, Clupeiformes, Engraulidae. The transcript is spliced from 14 exons. Gene Ontology annotation, biological process: proteasome-mediated ubiquitin-dependent protein catabolic process. Gene Ontology annotation, cellular component: GID complex. The coding region runs from base 299 to 2113 and encodes 604 amino acids. Gene Ontology annotation, molecular function: protein binding. The record is from RefSeq and is a predicted model, not a curated record.